AUGAAGAGGGCGGCCAUGAUUUUCAAUCUGGCAUUGGAAGUUGUUAGAAACGGACAAGCCUCGCCGGAGGUAUCCUCUGCCUUCUUGUUACGAUUUGCGGAGUCACUGGCCUUAAUCGAGGAUGUGUCUCGAAGCUCAAGUGUCUAUAAUGAGGCACUAGAUCAUUCAAGCAGACUGGAUACGGAGGAGAAAGGAUUGACCACUCUUCAAAGGAUCCAUACACGGGUUAAGCGCCUGGAGAGGGCAGCGAUGGCUUCGCAUAUCUUCGGAUUGAUUCAGUAUUGCAAGGAGGACGUUGCUACAUCACUGGAAGGCAUGCUCCAGUCUCUUCGUUUGUGGAACCGGACUGUGGACACAUUAGGACGCCUUAACCCUUCGCCUCAAUCCUCCGCUAAACCAUCUCCGGAAUCCAAUCCAUUUGAAAUGACAAGUAUGAAAGAAGCUCUUAUGGCUGAACAAACAUCCGCUCCAGCACAAUCACAACCUACGCCGAACAAGUCAUACCCUCCGCGAUCUUUCAUUCAUGAUUUGGAGUGGCGGACAGCUGAGGGACUUUUUGCCACCCUGUUCGCGUUGUCGCACAUGUACGUGACGCGUGGAUCUCCUCGGGAAGCUGAGUACUUUGCACAGCAGGCUCAGGAUCUUGCCGAAGCAUUGAACGUUCCCACUGUUGUUGGCCGUGCGUUCACUCGGAAGGCAGAGGUUCAGCUUCAUCUUGGUCAACUGCAGGAGGCAAAUGCGACACUGGAAAAAGCUGCUGCGUUGCUCUCUCACCUGCCAGGCGUUGAUACUAUUAUCGUUCAUCGGCUCCGAGCGGAGUGUAAUGAGCGAAGCGCUCAGCAUGAGGAUGCGCAAGAACUUUAUCUUUCGACAAUGAAAAUGCUAGAGGAGCUUGAUGGCGCGUUCCAGCAAUUCGAGACUUUGGCAUUUGGUCCUCGACGAUCACUAGGAACAUCCCCUCGGACAAAGCUCCUCCCUGACACUGUCGCUCCUGAGCUCCUGGCAGCCGUUCUUCACCAGCAUAACCUCAAUGGCUUGCUUGAGAAGUUCUUGUCCCUGCCAUCUUCAUCCCGAAUGAAGGCGAAUGAGAACUCCCUCAUGGGCAAACUAACUCUCUACAACGUCUAUGCUCGCUUCCGUGCUGAUAUGUUCCUAAGUUCCCUCACCGAGUCUAGUGAGUUGUUCAUUUUCUCGUUUGUUGCAGAAACUUACCAGUACAUCGUAGCAAUCGCCAUUCCCAUGGGAAUGUCGACUACGCACAAGGUUGCGUUUGCAUUACCUACUCAGGAUGUUCUGAACGCUCUGGAAGAGGCAGAGAAACUAUUUCAAGCAAACUUGUCAUUGACUUCUUGGAAUGGUAGCGUCCUCAAGCUUCGGGAUGCUGCGAUCUCAUCAGGAAACACUGAAUUUAUAAGUAGUUUCUCGACGAAAUCCAUUGCGCCAGUACUUUUUGGUCCUUCGCCGUAG
Laccaria bicolor S238N-H82 is the source of this 1467-nucleotide messenger RNA. RefSeq lists its product as uncharacterized. NCBI's taxonomy places the organism in Eukaryota, Fungi, Basidiomycota, Agaricomycetes, Agaricales, Hydnangiaceae. The record is from RefSeq and is a predicted model, not a curated record. Gene Ontology annotation, molecular function: protein binding. The transcript has 6 exons. Bases 1 to 1467 code for a protein of 488 amino acids.